Messenger RNA from Sceloporus undulatus (fence lizard), 2323 nucleotides. It is a transcript of the gene SLC16A7, whose product is annotated as solute carrier family 16 member 7. The record is from RefSeq and is a predicted model, not a curated record. Gene Ontology annotation, biological process: transmembrane transport; monocarboxylic acid transport. Gene Ontology annotation, molecular function: monocarboxylic acid transmembrane transporter activity. The coding region runs from base 382 to 1821 and encodes 479 amino acids. Gene Ontology annotation, cellular component: membrane. NCBI's taxonomy places the organism in Eukaryota, Metazoa, Chordata, Lepidosauria, Squamata, Phrynosomatidae. The transcript is spliced from 5 exons.
CACACACCUAACACACACACACCCAGCACGCGAGACAGCAACGCACAAAGGCCGCCGCCUCCUCCGCCCCACUCUGCGAUGCCACCGGAGGAGCUCUUGGCCGCCCUUGACACCAAUCCCUCCGUAACAAAAAGCAGAGGCGGGAGCCGGCCGGAAAGCUCUCCAUCCUCCUCCGCCUGAACCUCUGGCCUCUCCUCCUCCCAAGGCCCUGCUUCUGCUUCUGCUUCUUCCUCCUCUUCCUCCCUCGCAGCCACGUCAUGGGAAAUAAAUAAAUAAUCCCAUUCAGCCAGAGACAGCGGCGGCGGCAAGAGUAGGAAAGCCAGCCCACGACACAAGAGAGAGAGAGCCAGGCAACAACAUAAACUCUAAAGACUUUUUAAAAUGCCACCAUCAACAUCACCGCAGUAUGCUCCCCCUGAUGGAGGAUGGGGCUGGGUCGUGGUCUUCGGAGCUUUCAUCUCCAUUGGAUUUUCCUAUGCAUUCCCUAAAGCCAUCACAGUGUUCUUCAAGGAAAUACAGGAGAUCUUCGACACAUCGUAUAGCCAGAUAGCUUGGAUAUCAUCUAUCAUGUUGGCUGUCAUGUAUGCAGGAGGCCCCAUAAGCAGUGUCCUGGUGAACAAAUAUGGCAGCAGACCAGUCAUGAUAGCUGGAGGAAUACUGGCUUCAUUUGGAAUGAUUGGUUCCUCUUUCUGCAACAGUGUCUUAGAGCUUUACAUGUGUGUUGGUGUUAUUGGAGGUUUAGGCUUGGCUUUCAACUUGCAGCCAGCUCUGACUAUGAUUGGCAAGUAUUUUUACAAAAAGCGUCCCAUUGCGAAUGGACUGGCCAUGGCUGGGAGUCCAGUCUUUCUAAGUACUUUGGCCCCUCUCAAUCAGUUUCUUUUUAAUGUUUUUGGUUGGAAAGGAAGCUUUCUCAUUUUGGGAGGACUUCUUUUGAACUGCUGUGUAGCUGGGUCACUUAUGAGGCCUGUUGGACCAACACCUGCACCUGCUGCAAAAAAGGAUGUGGAAAAGGGGAAAGGAGAGUCUGCCUUGCACAAGAAUGACAAGAAAUCCGUUUGGCAAACCAUCAAUAAAUACUUAGAUUUAUCCCUCUUCAAACACAGAGGGUUUCUUAUUUAUCUGUCUGGAAAUGUUAUUAUGUUUCUAGGCUUCUUUGCCCCAAUUGUAUUCUUAGCACCUUAUGCCAAGCACAAGGGAAUUGAUGAAUAUUCAGCAGCUUUUUUACUCUCUAUCUUGGCUUUUGUAGAUAUGUUUGCUAGGCCGUCUAUGGGUCUCCUAGCAAAUUCAAAAUACAUCCGUCCUAAAAUCCAAUAUUUCUUUAGUUUUGCUGUUUUAUACAAUGGGAUAUGCCACAUCAUGUGCCCAUUGGCCAAUGACUACACGGGACUAGUUGUAUAUGCAGUACUUUUUGGUCUUGCUUUUGGAAUGGUCAGCAGUGUCCUUUUUGAGACAUUGAUGGAUCUUGUUGGUGCAUCAAGAUUUUCCAGUGCUGUUGGACUCGUCACCAUUGUAGAGUGCUGCCCUGUCCUCUUAGGUCCUCCAUUAGGGGGUUUGCUUGUGGACAUAACCAAAGAUUACAAAUACAUGUAUUUUGUCUGUGGCAUAAUUGUCAUUACUGCGAGCAUUUGGCUGUUCAUUGGAAACGCAAUCAAUUAUAGACUUUUGGCAAAGGAGAGGAAAGUAGAAGAAGAAAGGCAGAGAGCACUAAAGAAUGCUGAUGCCAAGGAAGUAGAACCUUUGACCCACAAAGAGAGUGAAGAAACAGUCAGCAGAUCAAGCAAAAUGCAAGAUAACCCUUCAGAAAAAGAAACUAAUAUCUAGCACAAAACCUAUUGUUCAAAUACUCAUAUUUAUAACUUCCAUUAGAAGUAUGUCUUCAAGUACAGGCCAGGUUUUGUAGUAAUUAUAAGCAGUCACAAUACUGAAUGGGAAUAGGAGUUUGCAAAAAGUAAAAUCUAGACCACAAUCCUGGUCUUUCUGGGCAGAAGGAGAAAGAUGCUGAAGAAUUCUCCAUACAAUUGUACUAUAACCUUUCCUACUCCUACCAUGCUGUCCCUGCACUAGUAGCAAUAUUGUUUUACCAGGUAUAUAUUACAACAUGCUUAGACAUUCAGCGCCAGAUGAAAUUCUUCUACACCUUGCCUUGAAGGAACCAGUCACCCAUGCUUCCCACACUUACAAGUACGGAUGUGAAAAUAUGUCUGCUUUACUUUCAUGGUGUUUCUCAAAUUUCCUUCAGCCUUCUUAUAUCAUCUGUUGUCAUCUUCUCCAAGUUCCAUGUUGGGUUGUAUGAUUAUUAUUUUUCUUCCCACAUGCAGAUUUG